Pangasianodon hypophthalmus (striped catfish) is the source of this 1343-nucleotide messenger RNA. RefSeq names its product MIF4G domain containing a (gene mif4gda). The transcript has 6 exons. The coding region runs from base 145 to 951 and encodes 268 amino acids. Gene Ontology annotation, cellular component: cytosol. The record is from RefSeq and is a predicted model, not a curated record. Gene Ontology annotation, biological process: regulation of translational initiation. NCBI's taxonomy places the organism in Eukaryota, Metazoa, Chordata, Actinopteri, Siluriformes, Pangasiidae. Gene Ontology annotation, molecular function: protein binding; RNA binding; translation activator activity.
CCCGAUUAUUUCCCAAGUGCGUUUAUUUUAACACAGGCGAUCGCUAUAGACACCUAUAGUUCCCCCCGGGGUCCUCAGGAUGCAGUGUGCAGCAGCUGAUGCAGUAAAAACACCGGAGUCGGGGAAAGUGAUCUGAGUGGCAGGAUGGAGCAGACAGAAGAGUGGAGGAUUCAGGCUUUAAACACAGAAACACAGCAGAUGCUGAAAACAGCACUGACAGACCCCGGCAUGGUGGACUUGGUGAAGUUGUGUGAUCUGAUAGUGGACCAGGCUCUGAAGGACUCGUCCCUGUGCAGAGACGCAGGACACAUCUGCUGUACUUUAGUGCAGGUGGAGGCGAAGCGGAGCAGCACGAGUGUGUUCAGGAGAAACAUGCUGACUCGGCUGCAGCAGGAGUUUACGAGGCGAGAGGAGACGCGGCGGCGAUCGCUGCACGAGUGGGUGUGUGUCGUCUCGCUCCUGUGUAAUGUCUUCGACAGACUGAAGGUGAAUAACAGCCCGAUGGCUGCGCUGGUGGAUCCGGUGUAUGAUUGUUUGUUCAGGUUGGCUCAGCCUGACGCUCUCGUUAAUGAAGUGGAGUGUGUGUGUGUGUGUGUAGGUGGACUGCUUGGCUCUGCAGCUACACCGCGUUGGCGAGCAGCUGGAGAAGCUGAACACCAGGCGGAUGGACGAGCUCUUCUUCCUGCUGCGAGACGGUUUCCUCCUGCAGGACGAUCUGAGCUCCAUGAGCCGCCUGCUGCUGCUGGAGCUGCUGGAGUUCCGCGCCGCCAGCUGGAACCUGAGCAAAAACGCUCAACGCUACUACUACAGCGAGGUGGUGGAGUGAGGAAGACGAGGAACGUGGCUCUGAACGAGAUCUUCCUGAGGGUGAAGGUCAGGACUGAGGAAGGAGGAAGAAGAACGAGGAGCUCCAGGGGUUCAUCCUGCCGCCUGGACUGGAUGGAGAUGUGAUGAUGGUUAUAUGCCUGUGUGUGUGUGUGUGUGUGUGUGUGUGUGUGUGGUUCAGGUUUAGAGGAUGGAGAUGAUCGUGCCAGUGAUGUGGAUCUGCCUGGAAAGACACUUUAAUUAAUCAUCUCGUUCUGAGUUGCAUCCUGGAGAUGGACAAUGUUUUCACCUCUCACUGUUGGAUUGAUGUUGAUUUCCGUUAAAACUUUUUAAUAAAGUGAUUUUUUUUAUUUGUUUAUAUUGUUUAUACUGUGAUACACUGAUCAUCACCAGCACUGACAAACUGACUGAUCAAUUUCACUCACAUUCGACGUGAAACUGCUGUUUUGUUUGAUAAAUGUUUUCAACAACAGUUUUGUAUGUUUGUAAUGUUUAAAAUAAAUACGUUAUAUUUAAUA